AUGCUGAAUGCAUGUCUUCGGAAACCGCUGCUAGCAGCUCUACAGUACUUGGUAUAUUCACGUCUGAAAAAUCUGCGAGAGAACUGUAAGCGAGCUGUGAUACCAUGGUUGAUGAUUUUGCAACGAUCGCUGACUUGGCUACCGCCACCAGAAAGAGAAAAUAGUGAUGGCGUUAUCAAUUGUGACGCUGAUUCACUGGUGAUACAGAAAGGCCGCAAACUGAAGCAAUAUGUGCUGGAAGAGAAGCUCGAUAUUAUCGAUUAUGCGAAGGUGAUAGGAAAUCGGGCCGCUGGGCGAGAGUUCAAUGUUGCUGAAAGUUCAAUUCGGGAAUGGAGGAAAAAUGAGCAGAGGCUUAGGUCAAUGUUCGAGACAGCGCCGGAAAGAUCACGACUGGACGGUGGUGGAAGAAGACCUGUCUCUGAGGAACUCGAAAAAGGCCUAGUUAGCAGUUAA
Messenger RNA from Gongylonema pulchrum, 453 nucleotides. The record is from the annotation of a GenBank genome assembly. NCBI's taxonomy places the organism in Eukaryota, Metazoa, Nematoda, Chromadorea, Rhabditida, Gongylonematidae.